AUGGUAUUGGCACUAUUGAGGCAUUGGUAUAGGCAUCUGGUAUUAGGCAUUGUAUUAGGUGUUGGUAUUAGAACAACAUUUCUGCAACACAUUAAUUUAUUUUCAGAAUAUCGUGUUCCACCUGGUGAAUACUGCAGAGAGGACACAGACUGCAUUGAAGGACUAAAAUGUAAGAGAUUAGAGUGCACUUGUCCAAGUGGUUGUAAAUAUGUUGCAAAGAAAAUGUCUUGUGACUGUGGAGAUGUUGAAACUGAGGUAGCACCAAUUAUUGUUGGAGUCCUUCUAGGUGUGAUUAACGUUUCUUUCUGGUUCUGGGCAAUAAGGAGAACCAUUGUGAAGCACAAGGAAAAAAUGAAACGUCUUUCAUAUAGCACAGCCAUUAAUAAUGAAGAGAUGUCUGCACCUUAUCCCCUUUCACCUGUCCAGUCCUCUGACCAAACAGUUGCAGCCACUGCAUCCUUUGCCAGUAGAACAGCUGGCACACCUAUCCGAGAAGAUAGGGGCACUUCCACACCCUAUCCCAUAUAUCCCCCAACAGCACCAAACUAUCCUGUAAAUCUAGAAUUGGAUAAUCCUCCAUCAUAUGAAGAAGUCAUGUCUACACCCCAGCAUAAACCUAAGCCAUCAAGCCUGCAAAAUGAUCCAGAUCCCCCUCCAUACAUUUCUUUGUCAAGUGGCACUAGGCAGUCUUCAAGUCCUUCACACUCUCCUUCAUCGACACCAUAUCCCAAUAGUCCUACAGCACCACCAUAUCCAAUUAGUCCUCAGGUUCAGCUGCGUGAUGAUCCAUCAAGACCGUAAACAUGUGGGAAAAUUAAAUGCAACAAAAAAGUUUGGAAAUGCAUUUUAACCUUUUAUCAAAUAUUGUUGGCUGAAUAUUAUUUGUUGCAGAUCCCGUAUAGGGAAGAAACAGCUAGGCAGAACCUAUUUACCAAGUGGGCCGAAAGACAGGAAAGCAUGGUCUGUUAGCCCCAACGGUUGGCGGAUAGUGAUAUCUGAACAAUAAAUGGCGCAGUGUCGUCUGUUUAAUAUUGUGAAACGUCACUAGUUCAGACUGGUAGGAAAGGGAUUGUCUUUUUUGGUAAUUUUCUGGAAUAUGUCCACCAAGUGGAUCGCGGCAAUUUCGGUAUCGCUGAAUUCCUCUCACUGUCUAGUUGCCAAACAUAUAGAAAUUAUUGCGCGGGAAACGCCCCACAUCCUUGGCCCCGAUAGCUGGGGAGGGCAUGAGAGGUACCAGGGAAAUUGCUGUGUAAAAUGUAGUUGAUAUACAUAGAAUUAGUUACUAUAUUGUCUAAUGUGCUGCAAGGUCUAUAUAAGUACUUAUAUAGACCUUGGGGUGUGUGCCCCCUGCAACACCCCCAUGGGGGCUGCCGCCCCCUACCCCCUCCUCGCUCCCACAUGGCGGUGAUCUGUUCGUGCUUGCCGUAAAUACGUGGAUUCUUUGUUUUCCUGGGUGGGGUUUAGGGGACGGCAGCCCCAUAUGGAGGGGUCGCAGGGGCAUCAGGCAACACAGUGACUAAUUCUGUGUAUAUCAUUUACAUUUCACCCCGCAAUUUUCCUGGUAUCUUUCAUGCCCUCCCCUGCUAUCGAGGCCAAGAAUGUGGGGGUUGAGGAGGGUUCCGCACAAUAAAAGCUACAUAUUUACAUUGUAGACGGUAAGAGGAAUCCAAAGAUACAGAAAAUGUUGUGAUCCGUUUGGGGGACGUAUUCUAAAAAAUUAACUUUUGUUUUUGCAUGUUUUAUGCUUCUUAUUCUGAUUUAAUUGUAGACCUGCUUUCAUUAAUACUAUCAUUUAUGACCUGGAAUCAAAAUAAAGAUUUUUUUU
This is a messenger RNA of Penaeus vannamei (Pacific white shrimp), 1825 nucleotides long. Lineage: Eukaryota; Metazoa; Arthropoda; Malacostraca; Decapoda; Penaeidae. The record is from RefSeq and is a predicted model, not a curated record.